This is a messenger RNA of Callithrix jacchus (white-tufted-ear marmoset), 6611 nucleotides long. RefSeq names its product nucleoredoxin like 1 (gene NXNL1). Gene Ontology annotation, biological process: photoreceptor cell maintenance. Lineage: Eukaryota; Metazoa; Chordata; Mammalia; Primates; Cebidae. Gene Ontology annotation, cellular component: mitochondrion. The record is from RefSeq and is a predicted model, not a curated record.
UAAGCUGGCUUCCUCAAGAGUUCUAUUUCUGGGAGAGGAGCCAGUCAGCAGACCGGGGACCGCACGGCCGCGCUGUCCCCAGCACCCAGCCCGGGUUACCAUGGCCUCCCUGUUCUCUGGGCGUGUCCUCAUCCGAAACAACAGUGACCAGGACGAGCUGGACACGGAGGCCGAGGUCAGUCGCAGGCUGGAGAACCGGUUGGUGCUGCUGUUCUUCGGCGCCGGGGCUUGUCCGCAGUGCCAGGCCUUCGUGCCCAUCCUCAAGGAUUUCUUUGUGAGGCUCACAGAUGAGUUCUAUGUGCUGCGGGCGGCGCAGCUGGCCCUGGUGUAUGUGUCCCAGGACCCCACAGAGGAGCAGCAGGACCUGUUCCUCAAGGACAUGCCAAAGAAGUGGCUUUUCCUGCCCUUUGAGGAUGAUCUGAGGAGGGACCUCGGGCGCCAGUUCUCCGUGGAGCGCCUGCCGGCGGUCGUAGUGCUCAAGCCGGACGGGGACGUGCUCACCCGCGACGGGGCCGACGAGAUCCAGCGCCUGGGCACCGCCUGCUUCUCCAACUGGCAGGAGGCGGCCGAGGUGCUGGACCGCAACUUCCUGCUGCCCGAGGACCUGGAGGACCAGGAGCCUCGGAGCCUCACCGAGUGCCUGCGCCGCCGCAAGUACCGCGUGGAAAAGGCGGCGCGAGGCGGGCGCGACCCCGGGGGAGGGGGAGGGGGAGGGGAGGAGGGCGGGGCAGGGGGGCUGUUCUGACCCCCGACAGCGGAGGAGAGGGGAGAGGAGUGGAGUGUGUUGACGAACCUCCACCCGCGCCCCACCCCCGCACGCCUGUAAUCCCAGCAGUUGGGGAGGCCCAGGCGGGAGGAUCGCUUGAGCCCAGGAGUUCGAGAUCAGCCUAAACAACAGAGGGUGACCCCGAGUCUACAAAAAUUCAAAAUUAGCCGGGCGUGGUGCACGCGCCUGUGGCUUAGCUACUCCGGAGGCUGAGGUGGGAGGAUGGAUUUGAGCCCAGAAGGCUGCAGUGAACCGCGAUCGCACCACUACACACUGCACCUCAACCUGAGCGACAGAGGGAGAUCCUGUCCCCCAAAAAACAAAAAGAAACUCUCCUCCCCCGCCCCGCCUCCGCAAGAGAUCGGCAUGGGGGUGGGGGGUGGGGCCCGGGCGGAGAGCAGGCCCAGGGGAGCUGUUAUGACCCCCUAGGGUGGAGGAGUUGGGGUUUAGUGACGAACCCUCCACCCCAGAGGUAGAAAGCUGGGAGGGCGUGGGGGCGGGGAUGUGGGGUAGGGGGCCAGGGUGGAGGGCGGGGCCGAGCGGGGCUGUUGUGACCCCGUAGUUGGGGAAGACUGCUGGAGGGGCGGCGCGUCUAUGAAAACCCCGCCCCCCACUGCGGGGAGAGAGGGCUGGAUGGAAGUGGGGAGGCUGUUCUGAGUCCUCCUCUGCCCCAGGUGGGCAGGCCACGGGAGGGGAUUCCGUAAUGAGCCUCUUGGGAACAGAGGCGAGGGGAGGGGGAGGGGAUUGUCCGAAAUCUCCGCAGGAGUAAGGCGGGACGGAGCUCGGUGUGGGAGCAUGCAGAGGACUGUCUGGGUUUCGAGCACUCCUCUGGGGGCACGCGAGGUUGCGGGGCUGUUCUGAACUCCCAUGAUCAAGAGGGGUGGACGCGAAGUGGGGAGGGGGAGGGUGAUGUCGGUUCUGAGCUCACCCCCAAGAGGGCUCAGGGCAGAGGGGCUGUGAUGAGAUCCCCAGGGAGAAGAGGGACAGGACCUGGGGAGUCCGUUCUGAUCUCCAUGCUGAGGAGGGUGGGAGCUGGGAUGGAGCGAGUGGCAGGGGGUUUUCAGUCCUGAGACGUCCUCUCACCCCCAGGGGUCUGUUCUGGUCUUCCAGGUGCGCAUCUGAGCCUCCGGCCAGGGCGAUAAAGUAGGGAGAGCUUUUCAAGGAUCUCUAAAUAUUUCUCUCUUUUUUUGUAUUUUUUUAUUUAUUUUAUUUUAAUUUUUCUUUAUAAAUAUUUCUGAGACCUGGCUGAGGAGGAGUAGUUAGUGGCUCCAAAAAUGAGAAAAUGCAAACUAAAAUAGAGCAAACGUACUGAAAACGCUAAGUUGCCCACAUACUUCACACGCAAAAUCACAAUCCUUUAACAGCACAUUUCUAUGUUACAGGGGAUGCAUUUCAAUACUUGGUACCACGCGCGCUGGGGUCCCGGGCUGCCAGCAGGAGCCAGGUCUCCCAGGUCUCCUCUGUCCCUCGUAGACCCGGGGCAUCAUCAGGGGAGACAGCAGAAUAUAGAAAUCAAAAACUCCAAUCUAAAACUAUCUCCUCGCUUUCUGACUGUGAGAUCACUUCCCUUAUCUGAACCUUAAAGCCAGGUCCUCCCAGGCAGGUCAGCGGAGAAGGCGGAGCAGGUGCUCGCUAGGCAGAGGAACUGCUGGGUUUGGCCUCUGGCGCCCCCUAGCGUCAGAAUGAGAUGGCACACCUUCUGGGCGUGGCCUAACAUGCAAAUGAAUGCAAACCCCUCCUCUCGUGCCCAGUCUCCGGAAAGGGUUUCCUAGGAGGCCACGCGUGUCCAUGGAAACUAGCAAACAUAACUACGGUGCGCGGGAAUCUGCCUGACUGACUGGAGGAAAGAGGCUGGGGGCCUGGGAAGCAGAGGGGCCUGAAUAGGGAACAACCGCCUCUUUUCCUGCUCACCUCCAUUCCCAACCUCCAGGUUGGAAAAUGGAGGCUCAGGGCCCUGGUGCUGCCUGAUGUUUUGUGCAGCCUCUGAUGCUUCCAACAGCCCUCUCUGGACUUCACUAGGCGCAUCUGUGAAAUGCGUGCAUUGAGGCUGGGUGUGGUGCCUCACGCCUGUAACCCCAGCACUUUGGGAGGCUGAGGCAAUCAGAUCACUCGAGGUCAGCAGUUCAAGACCAGCCUGGCCAAUGUGACAAAACCCUGUUUCUACUAAAAAAUAAAAAAAAAUUAAAAAAAAAUUAGCCAGGCGUGGUGGCACGUGCCUGUAGUCCCAGCUACUCAGGAGGCUGAAGCACGAGAAUCGCUAGAACCCAGGAGGGAGAGGUUUCAAUGAGCCAAGAUUGCGUCCCUGCACUUCAGCCUGGGCGACAGAGACACUGUCUCAAAAAAAAGAAAGCGUCGAGGCAGGGCACAGUGGCUCACGCCUGUAAUCCCAGCACUUUGGGAGACUGAGGUGGGUGGAUCACAAGGUCAGGAGUUUGAGACCAGCCUGGCCAGGAUGGUGAAACCCUGUCUCUUAAAAAAGAAAAAAGAAAAAAAAAUCACUUAAAUUAUCUAUAUCUCAUACCAUCUCAUACCAGGUUACCCUUUUCCAACAAAUCACGGGCCAUAUAACCUGUCAACAUUGUUACUAUUAUUCCAGCCAACAUGCAGUAACCAGCUGUCCCUUCUGGGCAGUGAGGUUGAGGGAGUCCACUCUCUAUCCCUGUCCGGCUGUGUGACUUGGACUGUAUGCUGGAAUUCUCCAAGCCUUCUCCUCCCCUCUCCGCCUCCCCACUCCCUGCCUGUCUGAGCUGCAAUGAGAAGGGCACUUAGCAAAAGGCCAAGGUAGAUAGCUCACCUUGGAGCCUGUUGCAGGGUUAACUUUUCCAAGACACCCCCAAACCAGAGAGUCAUCCCACAUACAAACAGCAGGACCAGCCCUUGGUAUCUGUGUUCCCCCAACAAAUAAUGGCAAAACCUAAGACAGCACUGUAAUUAAUUUUGGCCAUUUUAGAUAAUUGUCCCCUUAUGGUGGGGUUUCAUGUGUGUUUCCACCUCCCUCACCAGGCUGUGAGCACCAGAAGGGAGAGCUGGGCCUGUCUUGGUCACCCCUCGGUCCUCAGAGCCCAGCACACAGACGGGCUCUCCACUGGUGUUUGUUGUAUGAAAGCAUCAUACAGCUCUGUAUUCCCACCACCCAGAGCAAAACUGGAGCCCUGAUCCUAAUGAAUUGUUGAGCCCCUCAACUUGGGACUUUUCCUUACCUGAAAAACGUGGAAAACUCACCCUAACACUGGUGAUGAUGAAAGAGUGAAGGUUGGACUGACGCCUGAUGAAUGAAUGAAUGAUGAAUGAAUGAACUGAAAGAAGGAACAGGUUCCUCCUACAGAUGAGGAGGCCCAGAGAGGUUAAGGGAUGUGUCCAAAGCCACACAGCAAAGCAGGCCACCCGGAAGUGAAGGGUCACCCCAUACUCUUCCUUAGGGCCAUUUUACCUACAAGGCUGAGGGCACAGGGCCCACAAACUCUUCUCAAGGGACCCCAAAAUUUCAAACCUGAAAAAAAUAAUGCCAGGCCAGGCACAGUAGCUCAUGCUUGUAAUCCCAGCACUUUGGAAGGUCCAGGAGGGUGGAUCCCUUGAGCUUAAGAGUUCCAGAUUAGCUUGGAUGACAUAGUAAGACCCCAACUCUAUGAAAAAUUAAUUAAAUUUAAAUGGAGAAAGGACUUUAAUUGACAUUUCUCCAAAGAAGAUAUGUGAACUGCCAAAAAGCUCAUGAAAAGACGCUCAAUACUGUUAGUUAUUAGGGAAAUGCAAAUAAAAACCACAAUGAGCUAUUAUUUUAUAAACACCAGAAUGACAGUUAUCAGGGAGGAGGAGGCUGGGUGAGGUCGCUCACCCCUGUAACCCCCAGCACUUUGGGAGGCUGAGGUGAGAGGAUCGCUUGGGCAUAAGAAGUUUGAGUUAGGCCGGGCGCGGUGGCUCAAGCCUGUAAUCCCAGCACUUUGGGAGGCCGAGGCGGGUGGAUCACGAGGUCAAGAGAUCGAGACCAUCCUGGUCAACAUGGUGAAACCCCGUCUCUACCAAAAAUACAAAAAAUUAGCUGGGCACGGUGGCGCGUGCCUGUAAUUCCAGCUACUCGGGAGGCUGAGGCAGGAGAAUUGCCUGAACCCAGGAGGCGGAGGUUGCGGUGAGCCGAGAUCGCGCCAUUGCACUCCAGCCUGGGUAACAAGAGCGAAACUCCGUCUCAAAAAAAAAAAAAAAAAAAAAAAAAGAAGUUUGAGUUGAGACCAACAUAGCAAGAACCCAUCUCUACAAAAAAAUUUUUUUAACUGGCUGGGUGUGGUGGCUCACACCUGUAAUUCCAGCACUUUCAGAGGCCGGGACAGGAGGAUCACUUUUGGUCAGGAGUUUGAGACCAGCCUGGCCAACAUGGUGAAGCCCAUUAAAAAUACAAAAAUUAGCUGAGUUAGGUGAUGGGCACCUGUAAUCCCAGCUACUCCAGAGACUGGGGAAAGAAUCGCUUGAACCCAGGAGGGGGAGGUUGCAGUGAGCUGAGAUCUCACCACUGCACUCCAGCCUGGGCAACAGUCAGAUUCUGCCUCAAAAAAAAAAAAGGCCAUUACGAGGGAGGAGGCUGAAUGUGUGGCUCACUCCUGUAAUCCCAGCACUGUGGGAGGCUGAGGUGAGAGAAUCACUUGGGUAUAAAGAGUUUGAGACCAGACCAACAUAGCAAGACCCCAUCUCUAAAAAAAAAAAAAAGAAAGAAAAAAUGCUUAAAAAUUAGCCAGGCACAGCUGGGCGUGGUGGCUCACUCCUGUAAUCCCAGCACUUUGGGAGGUUGAGGCGGGCAGAUCACAAGGUCAGAAGAUCGAGACCAUCCUGGCCAACACGGUGAAACCCCGUCUCUACUAAAAUACAAAAAAUUAACCGGGCGCAGUGGCACGUGCCUGUAGUCUUGGUUACCGGGAAGGCAGAGGCAGUGAAAUUGCUUGAACCCGGGAGAUGGAGGUUGCAGUGAGCCAACAUCAGGCCACUGCACUCCAGCCUAGCAACAGAGUGAGACUCCUUCUCAAAAAAAAAAUAAUAAUUUUAGCCAGGCAUGGUGAUGCUUGCCUGUAGUCCCAGCUGCUUUGGAGGCUGAGGCAGGAAGAUCACUUGAGUCGAGGAGGUCAAGGCUGUAAUGAGCUAUGAUCACACCACUGCAAUUCGCAAUCCAGCCCUGGUGACAGAGCAAGGCCCUGACCAAAAAAAAAAAAAAAAAAAAAAAAGAAGAAGGGCAGGAGGAAACAGGUGUUUUGGAGGAUGCAGAGAAAAUUAUUUUUUAAAACCUCAGACAUUGUUAGUGGAAAUGGAAAAUGGCUGCAGCUGCUGUGGAAAAGUUUGAGGGUUUCACAAAUAGUUAAAUUCGAGUAAUCACGUGACUCAGCAACUCCACUCCUAGGAGUCCAUUCCCCACAAGAAUGAACGGCAGUGACUCAAGAAGAUACCUCUGCACAAAUGUUGAUAGCAGCAUUACUCACCUUCAUCAAAAGGAAGCAGCAACCGAAAUACCCAUCAAUGGAUGAACGGAUGGGCACAAUGUGUUCCAGACACACUGUGGAAUAUUACGCAGCUGUAAAAAGGAAUGAGGCACUGAUUUAUGCUAAAACCUGGAUGAACCUUGAGUGCAUGAUGCCGAGAGAAACCAGAAGCAGAAUGCCACCUCUUGUACAAGUCCGUUGCUAUGAAAUAUCCAGAAUGGGGAAAUCCACAGAGACAGGAAGUAGAUUAAUGGAGGGGGGAUGGGGAGUGACCACUAAUGGGGACAGGGUCUCCUUUUGGGGGUAUGAAAAUGUUCUAGGACUAGACAGAGGUGAUGGUGGUACAACUCUAAAUGCCACGGAAUAAAAUGGUUAAUUUUGUUUCUCUA